This is a messenger RNA of Dermacentor silvarum, 684 nucleotides long. RefSeq lists its product as uncharacterized. The transcript is spliced from 7 exons. The coding region runs from base 111 to 554 and encodes 147 amino acids. The record is from RefSeq and is a predicted model, not a curated record. NCBI's taxonomy places the organism in Eukaryota, Metazoa, Arthropoda, Arachnida, Ixodida, Ixodidae.
CAAGACCUGUGCAUCGAGUCUUCAAGGCAGGACGAAACGACUUAAGAAUUUUUUCAUUUCAACUAGGGUUACGUUUUUACUUCUGCCACUUCAAAAGCGUGUCUUCAGACAUGAUUGCGAGACUGAUACUCGUAUGCGUGACACUUCUCUUUGUGUGCAGAACGUACGUCGGCUUCGCUGACCUACUAGAAUCACCAGAAUGCAAACUAGUGAAGACGUCCGUUUAUAGCUGCGCAGCGAAGUAUAAGACAGCGAACUUUACUCCAACCCUACCAGAGGAGUUUUUCCGACGGGCCUCAAGCAAAGUGUUCAUUGAGCCGACUACAAAAUGCAUCGAGGCAAGCGUCCCUGUCAACGAGACAGUACUUGGGUGCACAAGCAAUAUUGCGAUGACUAUCGCGGCGCACUGCAUUAGGGCGGAAAUGUUCAACAUGGUGCCUUUAAAGUGGAAGCACGCAGUGCUGGUGUUCCUCGAUUAUCUUGUGAUGUGUAUGGCGGAGGAAUUGCAACAGCCACUAGCGCUCUUGCGAAGUGCUGUUGAAAGCACUAGGUGAGCCGAGAGCGAAGAGAUCCCUCGCAAACCGUACGCCGUGUCAAGGAAUGCAGUGAACUCGAGAUUGGACGCAUAUUGGAGAUUGUGACUGGAAGUGGCCACCGCCGAUCUUACAGCGAUUCCCUAAUAAA